Molecule: messenger RNA, 1382 nt
Organism: Harmonia axyridis
Lineage: Eukaryota; Metazoa; Arthropoda; Insecta; Coleoptera; Coccinellidae
Product: zinc finger X-chromosomal protein-like
Exons: 2
Coding region: 95-1336 (413 amino acids)
Biological process (GO): regulation of DNA-templated transcription
Molecular function (GO): RNA polymerase II cis-regulatory region sequence-specific DNA binding; DNA-binding transcription factor activity, RNA polymerase II-specific
Source: RefSeq, a predicted model, not a curated record
UUCUUUUCUGUCAAACGUACAUCAUAUUACUUCAAAAAAUUGCAAGCAAUUUCCAAAAAAUUUCACCUUCAGCUGGAAAAAUAUUGAGAUUUAGAUGGAGAUCCAAAUGUUAAAAGUAGAAGUUGAUCAAGAUGAGAUCAAAGAAUCAUUUUUCAGCUACAAUGCUCAGUACAUAGAUGGUGGAACAUUAACUUAUAAACCAAAUAUCGAAGCUGUUGAACAAUUUGUUGAAGGAAAUAAGGGAUCUGCUGAGACAAUAGAAACUCCAAAAAAAUAUGAAAAUGAGAUAUUAUCCGAUUUGAAAUCAAAUGAGACUUUCAAGGAGAUCAAUCCAAAGAAAUAUAACUGCGACUUUUGUGAUUUUGGUUCAGCCCGAAAUGUUAACCUUAAAAAACAUAUAGAUUCAAUUCAUAUGAACCUUAAAGAGCAUAUAGAAGCGGUUCAUUUGAAGUUGCGGAAGUAUAAAUGUGGAAAAUGUGAUUAUGCCACAGCAUAUAAAGGACACUUCAGUCGACAUAUUAAUUCAGCUCAUUUAAACUUGAAAAAACAUGAAUGUCACCUAUGUGAUUAUAGAUCAGUUCGAAAGUCAUCUCUCCAAGACCAUAUAGAAUGGAUUCAUUCAAAUAUAAAGAAAAAUAAGUGUCAUUUAUGUGACCAAGCAUAUGUUCAUAAAGGACACCUUAAAACUCAUAUAGACUCAGUCCAUUUAAACAUAAAGAAACACAAAUGCCACUUGUGUGACUAUGCAGCAGCCCAAAAACAUCGCAUUAAAAAACAUAUAGAAUCAGUUCAUUUAAAUUUGAAGCAACAUAAGUGUCACUUAUGCUAUUUUGCAUCUGAUCGAAUAAUGAACCUUAAGAAGCAUAUAGAUGCGGUUCAUUUGAAUUUGAGGAACUAUAAAUGUGAAAAAUGUGAUUAUGCUACAGCUUAUAAAGGAUACUUAAGUCAACAUAUGAAUUCAGCUCAUUUAAACUUAAAAAAACAUGAAUGUCACCUAUGUGAUUAUAGAUCAGUUCAGAAGAGAAGUCUUCAAGAGCAUAUAGAAUCGAUGCAUUUAAAUAUAAAGAAAAAUAAGUGCCACUUAUGUGACCAUGCAUUUGUUAGAAAAAUAAACCUUCAAGUUCAUAUAGACUCAGUCCAUUUAAACAUAAAGAAAUACAAAUGCCACUUGUGUGACUAUGCAACAUUUCGAAAAGAUUACCUUAAAAAACAUAUAGAAUUGAUUCAUUUUAAUUUAAAGAAACACAAAUGUCACUUAUGCGAGUAUAAUUGUAGUCGAAAGAUAGAUUUCAAAACUCAUUUGGAAUCUGUUCAUUCGGAAAUCAAAAAGCAUUAAGGUUACUUAUGAAUUGUAAAAUUGUAAUAAAUCCAUAUAUGACUAA